GUUCGGCACAAACUUGGAGGAGACAGUGAUCCGAUCACGGAUCCUGGACACUUUGAGACAACAGGAGGAUCUGAUCCACUUGCGUGUGGACCAGCUGGACGGCCUCGCGAGCCUUUGCGAGGUCAUCGAUCUGCAGCCGGGCUCCACCAUCGAAAGGUCCAGCUACCGUUUGGGCUUCAGCCUGGCCGGCCAGGCCGAGGCAGCGCUGGUCGACAGAGACGGAAAUGUCCGCCCUCCGGUUCAGCUCAGUGCCAGAGGCGAAGUUCUUUAUCCGGAAGAUGCGGACUUGGACGGGGACAGGUCACCUGUGCUCAGGCUAAGACUCGCAACAACGGCGAGGCAGCCGGUGAAAUUGGCACUCUGGUCAGGCCGUCCGGUGGCAGGCUUCUUGGAGGUCGUCCGCCGAAAAAAGCGCGUCAGUUCCAGUCCAGACAUCUCGCCCAUGAGCACCAGCAGCGAGAACCGCGCACGGUCACCCUCCAUGAGAUUAGCUGUACUGUCGGAUGACAAGGUCGGGGCUUUGCGGAAAGUCGUGGUUUUCCGCACCCUGGCGCCGGACCAACUCCACAGGCUAGCCGAAGCAUUGGAGGUAAAGAAGAUGAAGCCGGGUCAGAUAGUGUUCAACCAAGGUGAAAAGGGCCAGGAGUUCUACAUCAUCCAUACGGGCUUGUUGGAGGUGUCCAUAGACGGCCGCAAGGUGCGCACGCUUGGCAUGGGAGACUAUGUCGGUGAAAGAGCCCUGCUGUUUGAUGGCCCUCGCACUGCAACGGUCAAAGUCGUAGAGGACUGUGAGCUUUGGAUGAUGGACUUGGAUGACUUCAACCAGGCUGUGCAGGGUCCGAUCCUGGAAUACAUGAAGGCGAGAAUCGGCCUCCAGAACACCAAGAUCGACCUAAAUUCCUUGACGUGCCUUCGCGUGAUCGGAAGAGGAGGAUUUGGAGUUGUAAAGAUGGUCCAGUCGAAGACCAGCGACACGAGGUAUGCCUUGAAAUGCGUCAGCAAGAAGCAGGCUGUCGAGCAGAAGCAGCAAAAGGCGCUUGCGCAUGAGAGAAACAUCCUAGCAGAACUGGACCACCCCUUCAUCAUCAAGUUCGUGCGCUCAUUCAACAGUCCUCGGCAUGUGUACUUCCUCACGGAACUCGUGACGGGAGGGGAGCUUCUGGACGCUCUGGAUGCUCUAGGCCUUCUCCAAGCACCGCAGGCACAGUUCUAUUCCGCGUCAAUCAUACUGGCUUUGGAGUUCCUUCAUGAGCGAAGGAUAGCGUAUCUUGAUCUCAAAGGGGAAAAUUGCCUCAUCGACCAGCAUGGCUACCUGAAGAUUAUUGAUUUUGGAGUAGCCGAGCGGAUUACCGAUGGUCGCAUAUAUGCUGUGAAGGGGACGCCGCUCUUCAUGGCACCAGAGGUAAUACUGGGGAAGGGCCAGACAACAAGCGAACGGAAACAUGGCUGGAGACAGACUUGCGAGGACUUCAUGGUCGGUUCGUUUCCGUUCGGGGACGAUCAGGCAGGAAACGCCGAG
Symbiodinium necroappetens is the source of this 1519-nucleotide messenger RNA. The record is from the annotation of a GenBank genome assembly. Lineage: Eukaryota; Dinophyceae; Suessiales; Symbiodiniaceae.